Messenger RNA from Prorocentrum cordatum, 1971 nucleotides. Lineage: Eukaryota; Dinophyceae; Prorocentrales; Prorocentraceae. The record is from the annotation of a GenBank genome assembly.
GGGAUCGCGGGUUGUUCUUCAAUCCCACGACUUCCUGUGAGGGUUUGGGACGACGUCGGGGUAAGGGAAGCAUCGACAAAAUGUAUGCACCAGUAUCCCGUAGACGCCCCGACCCGCUUUCCUGUGCGAGCUUCAGUGCGGGGCCAGAAGACGCGUCCGUGCGUAUAUAGAGAUCGGCUCCUUCCGCAGGCCCUGAGCUCUCGGCGUUGCACUUCUUGCCAAAGAGCACCCCAGAAGUGCAGACCGAAAGGGCGCCCGGCUCCAGCCCUUUGGCCCGCCGCCCCCCCGCCGUGAUGCGGCGGGCCGCGCCGUGGCCGUGCCGCCCCGGGGCCUGGGCGGCGGCCGCCCUCCUCCGCGGCCCGGCGGCCGCCGCCUCGUGGGUCGCGGCGGUGCGGGGGCCGUGCGAGCAGGUCGGGGCCUGCGUGCAGAGCCCGAACUACCCGGGACGGUACGGUGGCCAGCAGAGCUGCGAGAUCUCCGUGAACCCGUGGGCGCAGGAGAGCGUCAGCGCCAUCCGCUUCCGCAGCGAGAGGAACUACGACGUCCUCACCGUGAACGGGAAGCGCUAUUCGGGCCACUUCUCGCGGGGCCCGCAGGACGUCGUGGCAACCGGGGCGAUCCUGUGGAGCUCUGACGACGGCGUCGAAUCUACAGGGUGGAAGAUUUGCCGCACGUCGGAGGCCGAUGCCGUGCGGGCCGCUGAGCCGCCCAUCGAAGCCCGAGGAUUCGAGAUGUUCAUUUACGCCUUCAUGACGGUGAUGGUUGUGUGGCUUGUCCCAUUCCUUGCUGUGGCCCCUCUGGUAUCUACGGUACUAUGUAUUUUGGCCCACAAAGUAUGUAAAACCGAGAUGUUGAGCAGCCUCGCAGUUCGCAUCGCACAUUUCCCGUAUAUGUUGUUGCACGGUGGCAAGGCCGCGGGAGACAGUGAACAUCCAUUCAACAUCGUUGGAUAUUGCAUCUUGUGGUGGGGAAUUGUAUCAUUCACAAUGCUGACUUUCAUUAUUAUCUUGUUUGCGGCGGUCACCUUCCUAAUCACUAUCUGUUCGGUUUGUUGAUGAUGUCGCUAUUCUUCAUGCUCCUCACACUGAUGGAGUCCGUCGCAGAGCGAGCUACGAAUGAAACAAGAGUCUCAGGAGGUCAAGUUCCUGCCGUGAAGUACGAGGGGAAGCUGUGGCAGUUCUUGAGGCACCCAUUCGUCAAGUGGACUUAUCGGACAGUGGCUCUUCUUGUAAUUGCCACCGUGAUAAGUGUUGGAGUCUACGUCCAGUUCUUGGUGGACGCAAUGCUGAUCGAGAGUGGAUUUGAUCUGCUUCCCUCCCAGCGCGACUCAAGUGAUUCUCCGCCAGUGUAUGCGGUCAUGCAGGGCAUGAAGGGCGAUUUCGCGGUCAUGAGCAUCGUAUCCCCAGUGUUCGAGCUGUUCCGUCCGAUUCUUAAGUGGGUUCGUGCAUGCUUGGAUUGGCCCGUGGCAUGCAAUCCUGCCGCGUGGUCUGCCUAUUCUGUCGUUUGCCUUUCUGCAACAUAUGUCCAGUUCGUAUGGUGCACGACCGACGUUGCAUCUCCUUUGUACGAUCGGCAGAAGCGGAUGGAAGAGGCGCCAGCAGAUGAGACUGCUGGCAAUAUGGGUUUUCUGAAGCAGAAGUUUUACGCCCUGGUUGUAUUGAUCAUCCUCAAGUUGAACUUCUUCACUCUGCAACUUGUUGGGCAGGGCAUAGUCUCUGGAUUCCCCGGCAUGAUGUCACACGAUUCUAAAUAUUGCGAGGUCGAAGUGGUCCACCCCCACGGUAUUGAGCUUGGAUAUGCAGCCUCAUGGCUGAUUGCACGGCUCAUGUCUUAUUCCCCGCGCCCUGCAGCGGCUGCCUGCGCGGGGCACUCGUGCCGUCCUCGAGAGGGCGUCGCGGCCGCACUUCUUUUGCAGGCCUGCGCCCGCCGGGUCCAGCCCCGGGUCUGGCCCCCCGGAGUUGCUUUCCCCAG